AUACAAUUGAACCGUAUGGUGACACACAAUUGCUCAUUGUCCUUUAUACACGUUUGAUAUACAGAGCCGACAAAAUGCGUUACGUAAUGAAGAACACAGCUGGUAUAGCUGUUCUCGCAUUGGCAUCGAUAAUUGAUUCGCAGCCCAUAGACUAUACUGUCACAUGCGGUGAAAAAAGUCAACUAGACUUUUUGCAGUGUAAUUCGAUCGCACAGACUCUAGUUCCUGAUAUAACGUGUUGCCGGUACUAUAAUAUGUGCGGUGAUUUGACGAGGUGUUCAGAAGAAAUGUGUUGUCAGCUCCAGCUGGGGGAAACGACUGAUCAGUCAACAACUUCACAGAACACGGAUAGUAGUACAAUAGUAACUGAUAAUAGUUUAACUAUAGUAACGGCUACUAUAUCUGCCACUACUGCAGCUACCGAAGAUAACAAUACUAACGCAAGCACGAUUGUAGAGGACGCGAGCAACACCACAGCUACAAGUACAUUCGCAGAGAGCAAUGAUAUUACAGCCACAACAGCGGAAGUAAUAACUAAUACGGCUACAGAAUUAGAAACUAAUACACCCGACGACGAACUUGAGCUGGUAGACAAUACCAUCACUUGUGCCGUUAUGGCCUUCGAAGAAGAAUUGACUUGUGCGGCAGGGUCGGGUGUAGCGGCUGAUAUUGCGUGCUGCCGGUGGCACAAUGCGUGCGACGGGCUCCUCAAGUGUUUGGAUGAGCUGUGUUGUGUGGAAGGUAUAGCUCCUUCGCCAAGUCCAUCGCCUGUGCAGAUAGCAACAGGAGAGUUUCUGACAACAUGCGGAGCCUAUGAUGGUAUUGUAUGUGACGAGGGCAAUGAUCUGCUGUCCGAUGUCGAAUGCUGCGAGUUUGAUAAUAGCUGUACAGACAACGUGCUUAAGUGUCGCAGUGGUCUGUGCUGUGCGGAUACAGUUGCUGGACUAAUACCGGUUGUGGAAUCCACUAUAUCUACCACGCAAAUAUCUACUACAUCCAGCUCAGCGGCAUCUGUAGCAUCCAGCACACAGGCAGCUACUACAAAUGGUUUAUCUGAAGACGAGGAUGAGGAUACUCCAGAUGGGAGUGGCACGGAUGUGGACAGGCCCAAUGUUCCUGCCACAGCACAGGACGCGUGUUCGUGCGAGGGUGGUGUAAUCGAUGGACUGUGUUAUGACGACUUAUCUACCGCUAUAGAGACCGCAGACGAUGAAGAUGUGGUCUAUAUAGGAGGCUCGAAAUCCGUUGCCAACCCCAUCCGGUUCAGCAGCAGUGUGACUAUACAAGGGGUAGCGUGCUCAGGCACAUUCCCCACACUCACCGCCACCUUCGACUCUACAGAUGGAGCUAUACUGGAGGCGACCAAUAGCGACACGCAAAAGGUUGAGUUAAUAGAUCUUCGUAUGACUGGCUCGCCCGGUAUGCGUUCCGCAGGCUUCCACACGUUGGGUGCGGAGGGGACUGCGGGGUCUCAGCGAGUUGAGCUAUCCCUAAGCAAUGUGCACAUGUACGAUAUGACCAGUGAACGUCCUGGUGUGGGGGUGUUUGUGGGCAAUUCAGCUGGCCUGGUUGUAGAUGGCGAUUGUACGUUCACCGGCCUGCUGAUGAGUACCAGCGACACGGAUAGGUAUGCGGGUGGAGCCGCCGUGGCAGUUAUCUACCUGGAUAGCCUAUACACCAUCUCCAUCAGUGGUACGUUUGAGGACAACAAAGCCUACUACCCUGAAGCCUCACUACACAGUGGCGGGGGUGCGGUUUAUCUGGACUUUAUGGCUGGCGAUGUCACGUUCGAGCGUGGGGUCGAGUUCAGAAGCAACGAGGCGAAUCAAGGCGGAGCUAUACACGUGCAGGAAAUAGUCGGAGAGAUGAUCGUCGACGGUCUGUAUCUUAGCAACCAGGCCAACGAUGACGGGUUUGGUGCCAGGGGUGGGGCGUUACGGGUUCAGAAGCUGAGCCGAGGGUCCAGAGUAUAUGUUGUAGGUACGUUUACGGACAAUGAAGCUGAGGGACGGGGAGGGGUGGUGGCCACCAAUGUGCACCUACCUACCAGUGAGCUGGUAUUUGACGGCGACUUCAGGCGAAACACGGCGUCGACGGCAGGCGGUGUGUGGUCGUAUUGGUCGAGUGUAGAUAUGGACGGGACAGUUGUGUUUGAGGGAAAUAGUGAAUUCAGUGGUAAUAGAGCUAUACGAGAUGAGGAUACCAGCAUAUACGAUAUGGCUGGCGAGGAUGGCAAUGAGGCUACACUCUCUGAGGAGGACUGGGAAGGAGACACGGUUCAAAUCAAUUAGACAAGUAUGAAUAUAUAUAUAUAUAUAUAUAUAUAU
Molecule: messenger RNA, 2327 nt
Organism: Sphaeroforma arctica JP610
Lineage: Eukaryota; Ichthyosporea; Ichthyophonida
Exons: 1
Coding region: 75-2291 (738 amino acids)
Source: RefSeq, a predicted model, not a curated record